Messenger RNA from Elgaria multicarinata webbii, 1398 nucleotides. It is a transcript of the gene CHST9, whose product is annotated as carbohydrate sulfotransferase 9. The transcript is spliced from 4 exons. Gene Ontology annotation, biological process: proteoglycan biosynthetic process; carbohydrate biosynthetic process. The coding region runs from base 232 to 1380 and encodes 382 amino acids. The record is from RefSeq and is a predicted model, not a curated record. Gene Ontology annotation, cellular component: membrane. NCBI's taxonomy places the organism in Eukaryota, Metazoa, Chordata, Lepidosauria, Squamata, Anguidae. Gene Ontology annotation, molecular function: sulfotransferase activity.
AUCUGUAUUGAUGUUUGGAGUAGCGGGUCUACUCCUUUUCAUGUACCUGCAAGCCUGUAUUGAAGAACAACAGACAGCAAUCCCUCUAGCUAUACAAAUUGUGACACUGACAAGCUGUAAAGGGAGAGCCAUCCACAUAUCCUUGGCCCAGAAACCUGUGAUUGAUGGAGUUCGACUGAAAUUCCCACAAACGACGUGAAAGCCCUUCAGUGUGAGGAUAAUAUAGUGCAUAUGAAAUUGUCUGAAGAAAAAUUACAACAGCAGACAAUUACUCAGGACUUCAAAUUCGCUUCUACAGAGGAACGUGAAAGAAUCCUCAAGAAUUGGAUCACUGCUGGGAAUCUUCAAAAACCAAGUAAAGCCUUUUUUGAGAGUGGUCCUACUCAGGGAAAAGGUGGCCCCUUUCUAGGGAAUGAAGUUUCCUUAACUACUGGAUUAUCUGAAGAGCUGCAAAAGACCAAAUUGCUUCUUAAACAAUUCGACCAAGUGAAUUUAUCAUCAGCCAUACACCCUUUGAACAUGAAUUUCAUCAGAAAUGAUAGCUGGAAAACUACAGAUGAGAUGCAAAAGAAACGAAGAUCUGUCCUUCAUGAUUUCUGCAAAAAAAAUGUUUAUGAAAACAAACCCUGGACUCACCUUUUACAUAUGGUAUCCAGAAUAUAUGUGGAAGAUAAACACAAACUCUUGUACUGCGAAGUUCCUAAAGCAGGGUGUUCCAAUUGGAAAAGGGUCCUAAUGGUACUCGGUGGCCUUGCUGAAUCUACUGCUAACAUAACCCAUGAUGCUGUGCACUAUGGAAAGCGUCUGAAGAAACUAGACAGCUAUGAUUUAAAAGGGAUACACACUCGUUUAAAGACUUAUACCAAAGUUAUAUCUGUACGAGAUCCCAUGGAAAGAUUAGUAUCUGCCUUUAGAGAUAAGUUUGAACAUCCAAACAGCUACUACCACCCUGUGUUUGGGAAGUCCAUUAUUAAGAAAUACAGACUUAAUGCAGACAGAGAGGCAUUGACAACAGGCUCAGGAGUGAAGUUUAAAGAGUUCAUUCAGUAUUUACUAGAUCCUCUUCGGCCAGUAGGUAUGGAUACUCACUGGGAGCAGAUCAACAAACUGUGUUAUCCUUGCAUAAUCAACUAUGAUUUCAUUGGUAAAUUUGAAACUUUGGAGGAAGAUGCCAACCAUUUUUUACGACUAAUAGGUGCUCCAGAGGGGCUGACCUUUCCCAGUUUCAAAGACCGACAUUCCACUGACAAAAGAACAAAUUCAGAAGUUGUAAGACAGUACUUAGCAGAGAUUCCUGUCACAGAGAGGCAGAAGAUUUAUGAUUUCUAUUAUCUGGAUUAUUUAAUGUUUAACUAUACAGUACCAUAUGCAGAGUCCUAAUUUUGCUUAUCGCGUAAG